Molecule: messenger RNA, 1371 nt
Organism: Leucoraja erinaceus (little skate)
Lineage: Eukaryota; Metazoa; Chordata; Chondrichthyes; Rajiformes; Rajidae
Gene: ntmt1
Product: N-terminal Xaa-Pro-Lys N-methyltransferase 1
Exons: 3
Coding region: 1-672 (223 amino acids)
Biological process (GO): N-terminal protein amino acid methylation
Cellular component (GO): cytoplasm
Molecular function (GO): N-terminal protein N-methyltransferase activity
Source: RefSeq, a predicted model, not a curated record
AUGAAUGCCGAUGUGAUUGGUGAUGAGGAUGGAUUCUACUCCAGAGCUGAGAAAUACUGGAAGAACAUCCCCCCAACAGUGGAUGGCAUGUUGGGAGGAUAUGGGCAUAUCUCCAACAUUGACAUCAAUUCUUCCAAGAGGUUUCUGCAGCGGUUUAUUGGGGAAGGAUCAGGGAAAGCAGGGGCUAGCUGUGCACUGGAUUGUGGUGCUGGGAUCGGCAGAAUCACGAAACGAUUGCUUCUGCCCUUGUUUAAAGUCGUUGACAUGGUGGAUGUGACAGAAGACUUCCUGGCCAAGGCCAAGACCCACCUGGGGGAGGAGGGCAAACGCGUAGGCAACUAUUUCUGCUGUGGUUUGCAAGACUUCAUCCCCCAACCCCAGCGAUAUGAUGUCAUCUGGAUCCAAUGGGUGAUUGGACACCUGACUGACGAUCAUCUUGCCCAGUUCCUCAAGAGGUGUCAGAAAGGACUUCGGCCAAAUGGAAUAAUCUGCGUGAAGGACAACGUGAGCCAGGAGGGGGUGAUUGAGGACGAGGUGGACAGUAGCGUCUGCCGGGAGUUGAGCACCCUGCACACCAUUGUGCAGCUGGCAGGACUCAAUGUGUUGGCAGAGGAAAAGCAGGAAGACUUCCCCGAUGAAAUUUAUCAGGUGUACAGUCUGGCUCUGAGAUGAAGCAAGCCUUAUCUAUCCACGGGUAGGGGGAUGGGUGGUGAAUGGGUAUAGAGUCUAAGGGGAGGGGAAAAUAACAAGAGUGGCACACAGCUCUAAGGCUUUGCAUUUAAUUGAAAUAAAACACAGCGAGGAGACUGCAAACUGAAUUUGACUUUAUUCCUGAAAGGCAGCUCCCACCAUCGACCAAGUGAAUAAAUCUGAUGAUCAAUAAACUCAGAACAAGCACUUACCUGCAGGAUGCUGAGUCAUGGCUUCAGGAUUAAUGGCCAUGGCUGGAAUGUAGUUAGCUGCAACUAAUGACAUAAUGUUUCUUCAGAUAUUCCAACGAAGAGGAGGAAGAAUGAAAAUGUUUUACAUUUCUGAAUUCAGUUUGGCACCUAGAAUGAACGGGAAAUCUUGACUGCUUUUUUUUUUUUUAAGAGUAAAACAAUCUAUUCUAUACGGGCUUCUGCAUUUGCCUGUAAAACAGCUGCUGAACUUAAAGUUUAAUUAUUCCUCUCUCACUCUUGCUUCCUCUCUCCCUUGCCCUCUAAACAACACUCGUUUACACCCACCCACCCUCUGCAUUUGACCAUGCUGUGUUUCAUGUCCAGAAAGGCAUACAAACCUCAUUCUAAGCUGCAAGAGAUUUCUUUCCAUUUUCAAACAAUGCAAUUCAUCAGAAACCAUAAUUUAUUAAAUAAAUUAUUUUUGUGUGAA